Molecule: messenger RNA, 2151 nt
Organism: Mucor velutinosus
Lineage: Eukaryota; Fungi; Mucoromycota; Mucoromycetes; Mucorales; Mucoraceae
Exons: 3
Coding region: 1-2151 (716 amino acids)
Biological process (GO): regulation of cyclin-dependent protein serine/threonine kinase activity
Cellular component (GO): cyclin-dependent protein kinase holoenzyme complex; nucleus
Molecular function (GO): cyclin-dependent protein serine/threonine kinase regulator activity; protein kinase binding
Source: RefSeq, a predicted model, not a curated record
AUGUACAACCAACAUCAUCAUCAGCAACAACAACAGCAGCAUCAGCAUCAGCAUCAACAACACAUUCAUCAUCAUCAGCAACAGCAACAUCAUUAUCAGCUGAUGGAUACAUCGAAUAACAAUGCAAAUACAUUCCCAAAUGAUACGAUUCCAUAUCUACCACCGCCACCACCACCAACGAGCACAGCUUAUACGAAUAAUCGAAAUUCCCAUUUACCGCCGCCCCCUCCUCCUCCGCAUCAUCAAUUGCAGCAGCAAAUAUACCAUCAUUCGCAACAGCAGCAACCAAUACAGCAAGGAUAUGCCGUUGUACUACCCGAACCAGUGCCUAGCGCCACGGAUGCUCAGCCAACACCACCGUUAUCGAUCCCUCAGCUGGCGGAUUUUGCAUCUACGAUGGUUUAUCUGAUGUGGCAUGCCAGAAGACCGUCAGUGAUGGCGCUUCAUGAUUUAUCUAAACUCAUACAAGCUACACAUACAGAUGAUCAUAAUCCGGGACAUUCAAGAGAGACAGCCAACAUUGCCAAUCGUACAAGUACUGCAUUCAAAAAGUUUUGCAAGCAGAUCUUACAAGCGACACAACUGUCUGAAUCAGUCAUCUUAUUAUCGCUGAAAUACAUCGCCAUGCUGCUGCAGAACAAUCCUAGCAUACAAGGAGCAGACGGAUCAGAGUACAGAUUAUUCACGGUGGCAUUGAUGUUGGGCAACAAGUUUCUGGAUGACAACACCUUCACUAACAAGACAUGGUCUGAAGUAUCGGGCAUGAAGGUGACCGAUCUCAAUAUCAUGGAGUUGGAGUUUCUGGAUGUGUUGAGAUUCAAAUUAUUUAUAAGAAAGGACGAGUUUGAGAGAUGGAAAUCUGCCCUGCUGCUGUUUAGAAGCCAAAUUCAAAAUGCAGAUGAAGCACAGAAACAAGAGCAUCAACAGCAAUUGUUGGAGGAGACUUUCAAAGGCAUUGUACUACCUAGUAUGCAACAACAGCAACAACAGCAACAGCAGCAGCAACAACAACAGCAACAGUACCAAUUCCUGCUCAUGUUGUCUAAAGCACAACUGCCCCAAUAUCCUACGCAACCAUUAAAUAGACCACUCACUAGAGUUCCGCUUCGUAUACCACUGCAGCCUGUUUGGAGAAACUCUCAACUUCAACAGCAACAGCAACAACAACAACAACAACAACAACAACAACAACAACAACAACAACAACAGCAACAACAACAGCAACAACCACCACCUCAACAUCAACAAACACAACAAGUGCCCAUGUAUGAAGGCCAGCAGCAUGUUGUCAGUAGGCCUUAUGCUACAUCGAGCAUGACAUCGAAUCCCAACAGUAUCAUCAUGUCAAAUCAGCAAGUGCCAUCUAUGAACAGUAGCAAUGCACCAGCUGACUACUACACUAAUUAUAACCAGGUAGCAUCGACCGCUGUUUCUACAAUGAUGGAUGCCCCUGUGUAUCAGUCUACAGCCUAUCCCAAUAGCACUAGCAGCACCAAUAAUACAAACUAUAGACAAUCUGCUUCGAUUGUUGGCUACAAUACGCAACCAGCAUCAUCCUCAUCAUCAGUGUCAUCCAUCACGAAUAUCGUUGGAUCGAGGUUAUCUGGUAUCAAUCUGACAUCACAGGCACAAGAUUUCAGAACUACACCUUAUCAGUCUAAUAACAGUGGUAAUACACCCUAUUACAAAUUAACACCUACAUCAAAUACUGCAGCAGCCACAGCCAAUGCCUCAUCAGCAACGGCAGUAGCAGACUAUUACAGCAAUAGCAAUGCCUCAACUCAGCAGCAGCAGCAGCAGCAGCAGCCUCAAAUGAGACAACGCACAUCAUUCUAUGGCGAACUGCCUCAACAACAGCAACAACAGCCUCUAUCUGCAGAUUAUUCUUCGUAUGACAUGUCUGGAUCACAGCACACCAGUGGCUAUCCACGAGUGCAGGCAGCAGGUUAUCCACAGCAGCAACCUACUAUAAACACUACUCCUUCCUCUUCCUCCUCCGCUUAUAGACCGCCUAUUCAACUGCAAUUGCAACCGCAACAACAUCAUCACCACGCACAACAACAGCCACAGCAGCAACACAUGAAAUACAAUGGCCCUGUACCAGAGGAUCCACUCACAGCCGCAGAUUCAUAUAGGAGCCAUUUGAAUUAA